Pundamilia nyererei is the source of this 6494-nucleotide messenger RNA. RefSeq names its product PHIP subunit of CUL4-Ring ligase complex (gene phip). Lineage: Eukaryota; Metazoa; Chordata; Actinopteri; Cichliformes; Cichlidae. The record is from RefSeq and is a predicted model, not a curated record. Gene Ontology annotation, biological process: regulation of transcription by RNA polymerase II; regulation of cell shape; cytoskeleton organization. The coding region runs from base 131 to 5638 and encodes 1835 amino acids. The transcript is spliced from 40 exons. Gene Ontology annotation, cellular component: nucleus. Gene Ontology annotation, molecular function: protein binding.
AGCCGGGACUUCGUGCGAGCGAAGCUGAAUGGAGGCAGCCUCUUCCUGGUGGAUAAACAGUGACAGCUACAGGGCAGCCACCUAGACCCACCACACAGGCUCUGGCGCUGCCCUGGCAAACAACACCAAAAUGGCUUCAGACAGUACACACAUCGCGCAGUUGACUUCUGAACUGUACUUCCUAAUAGCCCGAUUUCUAGAAGCUGGACCGUGUCAAAAAGCAGCCGAGACCCUGAUAAGGGAGGUGGAGGAGAAGGAGCUGCUGCCCAAAAGGCUGGACUGGACGGGGCAGGAACACCCCGGGACGUACGAAAAUUUGGUAAAGCUCUACAGGCACAUCACGCCAGACCACCUGCUGCAGGUCUGCACCAGAGUUUGUCCGCUGCUGGAGAGGGAGGUCCCUGCCAGUGUGCCUGGACUCACCAGCCUUCUAGGAGCUGGCAGACAGAAUCUUCUCCGCACCGCUAAGAGUUGCAAACAUGUUGUGUGGAAAGGCUCAGCGCUGGCUGCGCUGCACUGUGGACGUCCACCGGAGCCACCUGUUAUCUACGGGAGCCCGCCGAAUAUUGUGGAGACGAGCUUCUGCCGUCGACUGAAUGGCGCCUACCGUCUCCGUCAGCUGGUGCCCACGGCCGUGUACACACACAUGAAGAUGCACAAGAGGAUCCUGGGACACUUGUCGUCCGUGUACUGCGUGACCUUCGACAGGACGGGGCGACGCAUCUUCACCGGCUCAGAUGACUGUCUCGUGAAGAUCUGGGGAACAGAUGAUGGGCGUCUGCUGGCAACCCUGCGCGGCCACGCUGCCGAGAUUUCCGACAUGGCCGUCAGCUAUGAGAACACCAUGAUUGCCGCCGGCUCCUGUGACAAGACCAUUAGAGUGUGGUGCUUACAAACCUGCGCUCCUCUGGCUGUCCUGGAGGGACACGCAGCAUCCAUCACCUCACUGCAGUUUUCUCCUCUCUGUAGCGGCUCCAAGCGCUACCUGUCCUCCACCGGAGCUGAUGGCACCAUCUGCUUCUGGCAGUGGGAUGCACGGACACUCAAGUUUGGUCAGAGGCCCAGUAAAUUCACAGAGCGCUCUCGACCCGGCGUCCAGAUGAUCUGCUCCUCCUUCAGCGCAGGUGGUAUGUUCCUCGCCACAGGAAGCACAGACCACAUCAUCAGGGUAUACUACUUUGGCUCAGGCCAACCAGAAAAGAUCUCUGAGCUUGAGUCCCAUACGGACAAAGUUGACAGCAUCCAGUUUUCACAUUGCAGUGACAGGUUUGUGAGCGGCAGCAGGGACGGUACAGCUCGGAUCUGGCAGCUUCACCCUCAGGGCUGGAAGAGCGUUCUGCUGGACAUGCAGACCAAAUUACCCGGGAAGUACAACCCUCCGCCGCUGGAAGACAAGGUGACCAAGCUGAAGGUUACCAUGGUGGCAUGGGAUCGCCAUGACAGCACAGUGAUAACGGCUGCCAACAAUCUGACGUUGAAAGUGUGGAACUCCAUCACUGGAAAUCUGGUCCAUGUUCUGAUGGGUCACGAGGAUGAAGUGUUUGUUCUGGAGCCACAUCCCUUUGAUCCGAGAAUCCUUUUCUCAGCGGGGCAUGAUGGGAAUUGUAUUGUGUGGGAUCUAGCCAGAGGAGUGAAGAUCCGCUCCUAUUUCAACAUGAUUGAGGGCCAAGGGCACGGAGCGCUGUUCGACUGCAAAUGCAGUCCAGAUGGGCAGCACUUUGCAGCCACCGAUUCCCACGGUCACCUGCUCAUCUUUGGCUUCGGCUCCAGCAGCAAGUACGACAAGAUAGCAGAUCAGAUGUUCUUCCAUACCGACUACCGGCCACUGAUCCGGGAUGCCAAUAACUACGUGCUGGACGAACAAACUCAGCAAGCUCCACACCUAAUGCCCCCUCCCUUCCUGGUGGAUGUGGAUGGGAAUCCACAUCCACCAAGAUACCAGCGGCUGGUGCCCGGAAGGGAGGACUGCAGGGAUGAGCAGCUUAUUCCUCAGAUGGGGGUCACUUCCUCAGGCCUGAAUCAAGUGGUGAGUGAACAGGCGGUGGAUGGUCCCAGUCCUCUGGACACCAUGAUUCAGAGGCUGCAGCAGGAACAGGACCAAAGACUGGGAACCAAUGACAUCUCUGCUGCUGCCUCAAACACCAGGUCCAGCAGAGGAUCUGUGGGAUCUCCCACUGAGGUGCACUCCCCGCCCAACGUGGGUCUACGGCGCAGCGGGCAGAUCGAGGGGGUCCGCCAGAUGCACAGCAACGCCCCUCGCAGCCAAAUGGCCACAGAGGGAGAUCUGGUAGCCUGGAGCCGCAGGGUGCUGGUCCCUGAGCUCGAAGAAGCCUCUGUCAGGAGACAAGUGAACUGGCGUGAAGCUAAAGGAGAGGAAGAGAUCAAUAUUUAUCAGUCAGAAAGGAGAAGACGUACUCUCCACUCUCUCCCCAAGGAGAGCAGGGUUCAUCCGACAUCAGAGUGUGUGGUAGAUGAAGCGAGGAGGAGCCAAGGUAACCAUGGCUAUCAAACCCGCGCUGCUAUGGAGGAGACAAGUCGGCAGAGUGCUGAGGCUGCAGAUGAGGAUGAUAGCACCUCAGAGGGAGAGGUGGAGGUACGGCAAAUCAACGGGCACUCCUCAGAGGAGGAGAAGGAUGAAGAGGAGAAGGAGCCCUGGCCAGAUGAGCAUAGUAGUUCGAGCGAUUACUCCAGCGAUUAUUCGGACUGGACAGCCGAUGCCGGGAUCAACCUUGAACCGCCCAAGAAGAGCGUUAAAGUGAAGAAGAAAAGCAGCGGCUCAGAGGAGGACGGGGAGAAGAAGAGGGAGGGGAAGAAGGAAAGGAAGAAAGACAAAGCAGAUAAAGAUGGCGCAUUACCAAAGAAGAAGAAGCCAAAGGAGAAGAGGAAGAGGACGCAGUUUCAGGAGCAAGGGCUAACUCUGGAGGAAUGGCUUCCCUCUGCCUGGAUCACGGACACGGUCCCCCGGAGAUGUCCUUACAUACCCCAGAUGGGCGACGAGGUGUACUACUUCAGACAGGGCCAUGAAGCUUACGUGGAGAUGGCCAAACAGAAAAAAAUUUACAGCAUCAAUCCUAAGAAGCAGCCGUGGCACAAGAUGGAGCUCCGGGAGCAGGAGUUGAUGAAGAUAGUUGGCAUCAAGUAUGAGGUGGGUUUGCCCACGCUGUGCUGCCUGAAGUUGGCGUUUCUGGACCCAGACACUGGAAAAUUAACCGGGGGAUCUUUCUCUAUGAAGUACCACGACAUGCCUGAUGUAAUCGACUUCUUGGUGUUGCGGCAGCAGUUUGACAACGCCAGAAAAAGGCAGUGGCGCAUAGGUGACAGGUUUCGGUCAGUGAUCGAUGAUGCCUGGUGGUUUGGGACCAUUGAGAGCCAGGAGCCCUACCAGUCCCAGUAUCCUGACAGCUUGUUCCAGUGCUACAAUGUCUGCUGGGAUAAUGGAGACACAGAGAAGAUGAGUCCUUGGGAUAUGGAACCCAUCCCCGAUGAUGCCACGUUUCCGGAUGAGCUGGGCCAGAGUGUUCCGCUCAUCGAGGAGGAGCAGAAGGAGCUGCUGUACGUUCCCCUGGACGGUGAAUGGGGCUGCCGCACACGCGCCGAGGAGUGCGAACGCAUCAUCAAAGCCAUCGACCAGCUCUGCACGCUCGAUGUUGCAGCACCGUUUGCCUUCCCAGUGGACCUGCAGGCGUACCCCACGUACUGCACAGUAGUGGCCUACGUCACUGACCUCAGCACUAUACGCCAAAGGCUGGUGAACCGCUUCUACAGGCGGCUCUCCUCUCUGAUGUGGGAGGUUCGCUACAUAGAACACAACGCCCAGACGUUCAACGAGCCGGGGUCAUUCAUCGUCACCACCGCCAAGUUUGUCUCUGACCUCAUGCUGCAGUUCAUUAAGGACCCAAGUCUGACAGACAUCAUGCCCCUCUAUAAAACUAUGAAGAAGGCGACCUUCUCUGACUCUGAAGACGAGGAUGACGAGGAAGAGGACGAAGAUACUAAUACUCCUGGAACAUCCACACGGAACCACAAGGCCCGUCGACCCAUGCAGCGCCAGCUGCGAGCUCGACCUCAUUCGUACGACCCUCACGCGUGGAAGGGACGCUGCAAAGAGCUGCUGGAUCUCAUCUUUCAAUGUGAAGACUCUGAGCCCUUCAGAGAACCCGUAGACCUACAAGAGUACCCGGACUACCUGCAAAUAGUCGAAUCACCGAUGGACUUUGGCACUGUUCUCAACACGCUGACGGAAGGAAAGUACCAGUCUCCCAUUGAGCUCUGCAAGGAUGUCAGGCUCAUUUUUAGUAAUUCCAAAGCUUACACGCCCAGUAAGAAGUCUCGGAUUUAUAGUAUGAGCCUAAGGCUUUCUGCCCUGUUUGAGGAGCAUAUCAGCCCCAUCCUGGCUGACUACAAAGCCAUCCACGGCCUGACUGAUAAACUGACCAAACAAGGCACCGACAGACAGACACGACACACUACAGACAGACAGACACGGCACGUAAUGAAGAGGAGGAGGAGGAGAAGCGAAUCUCCUGCAAGCAGCACCGCGUCCAGCCCAGAGAGGAAGAGACGCGUAUCGUCCAGAGUGAACGCAAAGAAGGAGCCUUCGCCUGUCCCUUCACGACCCUCCUCUCUGAGGCAGAGCAUCCCCGUCAAGCAGCAGCCGCCUCAGAUGGUCAACGGCAAAGCAGAAACGCCAGCUCCAGGACGCACGCGUAGCGCUGCGCGCCAUACUACACACUCACUACCCUCCUCAUCCUCAUCACAUAACGUCACGAACAGCACGCCGAGCACAACAGAGUCGACUCGCUCGUUGCGGGCUCAUAACUCUGUGCCAGCUUCGUCAUCACCAGCUCCUGAGAAGGUGACACCUUCCCAACCCACAGAGAGUAGCAGCGGAAGCACUCGACGGAAACUCAGGACACCUGUUCGACACACACCAGGCUCUCCUGGCAGCACUUCAUCUCAUAGCACAGUCCACCUGAAUGGCCACGGUAGUCAUGUGACCCUAGGUGUGGGAAGAAGGGGGAGGAAGUCGAGAACAGAGCCGCCAGUGAGUCCACCAGAGGUCUCAACCCCGGCCAGCCCUUCAAGACCGCGAGGUCGCCCACCUGGCAAGAAGAGAGGCAGGAAGAGCAAGCAGGAGGCGGAGGACACAAGACAGAGCGGCAGCCGCAGGAGCUUCACCCCUGACGACGAGGUCGACCCGUCUACAGGCGACGAAGGCGGCAUGUCUUCUGCACAGGAAGUGUUGUCGGACUCUGGCAUGGCGUCGACGCCGAGACGGCGUGGCCGGCCCCGAGUGGUGAGAAUCGAGGAACCUGCUCCUCCUCCUGAGUCACCGGAGCCCUCGCCACUGAGGAGGAGCAGCAGAAGGGCCAACGAAGAGGGCACGCCUCCGCUCCAGACCCAACGACCCAGCCGGAAAGAACCUCCUAAGGAGGAGGAGGAGGCAGGCGACGAGGCAGGAGGGUCCAUGCGCACACGUAACCAAGGUCGACGGUCAGCCUGGUACAUGGAGGAGGACUCCGAGGAGGAGCAAAGGCAGCUGCUGUUUGAGGACUCAUCAAUAACCUUUGGCACCUCCUCAAAAGGGCGUGUCCGCAAACUGACAGAGAAAGCCAAAGCCAACCUGAUUGGCUGGUAACGGAGGAGCCACGCAGGCUGGGACAUGUUCGCUCGUGCGUUGGAGGACUGGGAGGGCGGAGUGGAGGAAGUCACGCUUAGCGGUGUAUGCAUUUGUGUGCGUAUGUGUGCGUACAUCCAUGGAGUCGCUGGUUCAGCUGCUGCUAUUUGAAGCUGAGGAGAGCAAAGAGUUACCAGCCCACUCCUUGUCGCUGCCCCUCCCCUUCCACCUUCCUCUCUUGCCCAGUAAGCACAUCUGUACGACAUCCGAUGGCAUGUUCGCGUGUUCCAGCUCCUCCUACAUUAUUGAUCCAUGUUGGAUCCCGCAGGAGCGCGAAUCACAGAGCCUCAUGUCGACGGUGUUGUGACUCCUCUCUUGUGAACCACUCUGUCUCCUUCUGACCUUGUACACAGUUUGGUGUCAGAUUGGGUAAAGUUGUUGGUAGUUGGAGACUUUUAGUACUUGAAAAAAAAAUCACGAGGAGGCCAGAUGUAUCUUAUCUAACUUUUACUAUUUUUGAGGACUUUUCAAGCGUCUCCGCCGGACAGAUGGAAGAUGCCCACGGAGCUGAAUGCGGUAAUGGACGACGGGACCGCUGGCCUAACGACGUCCUUUUCCCGCUUCCCCCUCUCUCCCUCCCUUCCUCAUUGUUCCCAGUCUUUUUUUAUACAACCUGCUCUCUGCUUUUUCUAAGAUUUGUACGUGAUCACUGCUCUCUGUUUUGGAAGUCUUACACGUUGGCUGACCUAUCUGUCUGCGCUAAAAUACCAAAUGGUGUACCUUUUCGGAGGUACUGUAGAUCUGUAGGUUUUGUUUACUAUUGAUGUGUUUGGGUGUUUUUUCUUUUCCUUUCUUUUCUCUUUGCAUGUUAUUAGAA